This is a messenger RNA of Crotalus tigris (Tiger rattlesnake), 4638 nucleotides long. RefSeq names its product phospholipid phosphatase related 2 (gene PLPPR2). Gene Ontology annotation, molecular function: phosphatidate phosphatase activity. Gene Ontology annotation, biological process: signal transduction; phospholipid metabolic process; phospholipid dephosphorylation. Lineage: Eukaryota; Metazoa; Chordata; Lepidosauria; Squamata; Viperidae. The record is from RefSeq and is a predicted model, not a curated record. The transcript is spliced from 11 exons. Bases 1653 to 2840 code for a protein of 395 amino acids.
UGUGACUUUUAGACCCGGAAAUCGGUCCUCUGUACAGAAAAAAAAUUUUUACAGUCGCGCGGGGGGCGCGAAAUGUUUUCUUCUUCCUAGGGGGGCAUGACAGAAAAUAAUUGAGAAGCACUGAUUUAAUGGAUGAAGAGGAUAUAACCAACACUAAGUAAAUGGACAAGAUUAUAUUUUUACAGGAGGUGCUUUAAAGAGAAAUUGAUAAUUAGGAAGAAACUUUUUAAAAUGACAAAUCUUUUAAAAAGUAUUUAUUUAAAUUAACAACAUAAAUUAAAAUUAAUAGCUUUCAUAAUUUACAAGAUUCAUAAUUAUUGUUGCUAUUAUUCUUAUUAAUUAAUGUAUAUAUAAGCUUUACAGAUAAUCCUUCCUUAUCCAUAAUGUUUUUCAAGAAGACCAUACUUUAGUACACCAUUUUUCAAUUGUUAAAUUAAUUAGGAAGUUCCUACUUCCAGUAGUUCCUAACUGCCAAAAGUAAGAAUAUAAUAAGCUAUCCUAUUGUAAAUAAUUUUGCACUAACUCCUUUGAAAGUAUACAAGAAUCUCAAUUCUGCAACACAUUCCCCUGAUAAAGGAGAAUAUUUAUAGCUCAGAGUUGAAAUGAGGGGUCCUUGGUGCUCUCUGAGCUUGCUUAUUUUCUUUCAGACGUUUCAUUACCCAAAUUAGGUAACAUUAUCAGUGCCAGUGGCAAUAAUGUACUGUCUUCCAUGGAAUUCUUGUAUAGAAACUGAAAUGUGGAUUUAGACAAUAGACAAUUUAUUUUGGCAACAAAUGUUUGCAAUACUAUAGCAAAUUAUUGUAAAAUAGCUCUUAAUCUAUGAAGGACAUACGUACAGUUUUUUUUUCUUUUGCCAAUUGGGCCUGCAAUAUGCUGAUGUCAUCAAUUAUUUAUAUUAUCUGUUUUUAUAAAAUCCUUGGGAAGUAAAAGCAUUUGGCGUAUAGAUCUAACUAUAGAUCUAUAGUAAAAUUUCUUUUUAUAUCCAUAGUCUUGGAUAUUGAAUCUUCCCAUAUAAAUGAAAGAAUAUGUCUCAAAUGUGAUAUUUGAUAAUGUAAUUUUUAAAACAGAAUUUCCCAUCCUGCUUGAUUUUUUAAAAUAAUAUUUCUAUGAAUUCUUAAUAUUUUAUUAAAAUAAAAAAAUCAUUUUCCUUCGUCAUUUUCCUUUCCUUUGCACUUUGCCAUACCUUUAAUGUUGUCUGCCAUUUCAGUUUGAAGCAUUUAUUUAGAAAUCUUAGUAGCAGCACUUCAUAUUGUAUUCAUUCAGAAAUUAAAAGAAUAAAGAGAUAAACUCUAUUUACUUUAUUUGCAGAAUAUAUGCUAUUAACCUUUUCUCAAGUUCUAAUUAUUCAGCAAAAUACAUUAGGAUGGAAUUGGAAGAAUAAGCUGAAAUAUCAGGAAUAACACAACCCAGGGGCUAAUUACGAUAUUGGCGUGAUCAGCGUGGAUUCCUUGCUCUGUUUGACAGACUGUUAAAAUUGCUUACCAAAAAGGAGGAAGAGGAGGAGACAAGAACUGAGGUGGGCCGAGGAAGCCAUGGCUGCUGCCUAAAAAGCCACUCCUACGGACAGAAGAUGCCAUAUCCUCCUUGAGUUGUUAGAACAACUUUAUACUUUAUACGAGCUACUUGACGAGAAGUAUCCAGGCCUAAUUGCUAUGGCUGGUGGAAAGCAGGAGCUUAAGAGAAGCUUAACCAUUAUACCUUGUUUUGUGUUUGUGGAGCUGGGGAUCAUGGCUGGCACAGUGGUGCUGGCUUACCACUUUGAGUAUUCAGACACUUUUCCGGUGCACUUUCAAGGAUUCUUCUGCUAUGACAACACUUUGGCCAAACCCUAUCCUGGGCCAGAGGACAGUAGCCAAGCACCUCCAGUCCUGGUCUACUCUCUUGUUACUGCUGUCCCCACCGUCACGAUACUUAUUGGAGAACUGGCCGCCUUCUUCUUUCAACCCACAAGGCAUAAGGAGAAAACCAUCAUCUCGGGCGAGUGCUGUUAUUUCAAUCCCCUUCUGCGCCGCACGAUCCGCUUCCUGGGUGUCUAUUCCUUCGGCCUCUUCACUACCACCAUCUUUGCUAAUGCAGGCCAAGUGGUAACUGGCAACCAGACUCCACAUUUCCUGUCCGUGUGCCAACCAAACUACACUGUGCUGGGUUGUCAACCACCCCCAGGCACCAUUUACGUCACAGACAAGGCAGCCUGCACUGGCAAUCCUCUCCUGGUCACUGCUGCCUGCAAGGCGUUUCCCUCCAAGGACGCUGCCCUGAGCGCCUAUGCGGUGGCAUACACUGUGAUGUAUGUCACGCUGGUUUUUCAACUGAAGGGCUCCCGCCUGGCCAAGCCAUCCCUGUGCCUGGCACUCCUGGGCCCAGCAUUUUUGGUGGGUGUGGUGCGUGUGGCUGAGUACCGGAACCAUUGGUCUGAUGUGCUGGCUGGGUUCCUCACCGGAGGGGCCAUUGCCAUCUUUCUGGUGACAUGUGUGGUCAACAAUUUCCAAAGCCCCAUAUCUUCAGCCAAGAAAGUUUCUCCACCUGAAAAUCUACCCAGUAUCCCAAUCUUGGGAUUGCCCUGUGUUGACAGUUCCCUUGACAAAUUAAGUGUGGCUCAAGGGUUGAAGCAGGUGAGGGACGCCCCAGAAGAACCGGAGUUUUCUACACUACUUUCAAGAGGUCUGGAAAGGCAGCUAGCGCGAUCUCUACAGUUGGCAGCAGCUGGCAGCGCAGCAAUGACCCGUCCCUAUGAAAUCACGGAGCUAUGUUCACAGAGGGCACCUGAUUCUCAACUAUGUCUCUUUCCCGCUACCCCAGAUGUCCUCAUUCCCUCCCAGUCGGUCACCAGUGAAGUCUGACCUAAGGAAGCAUUCUUGAUAUUCCUGCAGUGGGGCUAGAUCGGGGGGGGGGGGCUCUAACCUCAUACUCUUCAUUUCCCAACCUCUUGCUUGGACUUUCCCAGAAUCAGGUUUGUUAGUUGUCAUAACAUAGUUCUGGUUCUAUGAUGUGAGUGUGCAGCAUAGAUUGGGGAGGGACAAAUAAGGGUAAAAAUAAAACCCCAUCACUUUUUCAGUUGGUCUGAUGCCAUUCACCAGUUCUGUUACUAACUGAGCAUCUUCUCUAGGAAUGAGCUCUUGGGAUUUUGAUCACAGCUUGCUUUGCCAAGGUUCUUUUAUGAAUUUGGAAUCCUUGAAAUCUAUCAGAUAAGGAUCUUUCCUUUACUGCUGAUUCUUUAAGAAAAAAAGUUAGAUGCCAUUUCCCAAAAAAAUUGCUCCAUCUUGGGAAAUAACCCAUAUACUGUGAGCUGAAGAAGGCACAUUUGACCAAGAGAGGUGGUUUUGAUGGUGGGAGUUUUAAUAAGUUUAAAAUUAAAUUUGCAAAUUAAGGACUUGAAUAGUCAGAAAAAUGACUAAUUAAUCAUUAUGGUAGCUAAUAUUAUAUUUGAAGACCAGAAAGCAAGCAAAUGGGACAUAACUCAAAAUCUUAGUGUUGUCUUUUAUAGGCAGUUUUGACACCUUCUGAUUGAGCUAUAAUCAAUAAACCUUGUCAUAAAAGUAAAUAAGAAUCUGGUCUCAAGGUAUGGCCUUUGAUGGAGAAGAACUUUCAGCUAACAUUGGAAGGAUCUUGGUCCAAGGCUUUGAGGAGACAUAUGUCAUUAGAAAGGCUGAAUUAUGGUCCAGAUCAAUGCUCAGCUUCGUAUGUUCACUUCAUAGGGAACGUUUGUUGAAGAAAAAUAAAUUAUACAUGAUCCACAGCACUUUCUUCUGAGCUUAGGCAUCAGAAACAAGCAAUAACAUUCCAGCUCAAAUACAUCCUCUCCCUAGAGUCAAUUGUUGUUGCUUUCCAGGGUGUUAUCCUAUAGUAUUUCUGGAGCUCAAUGUGAAAAAAAUUUAAACAAAGUUUCAUCAGUUCUGAGCCUUGAUCAUUUGUUCCCAGUAGACACACCCUAAUUGAAUGUGGAGCCAUUUCCAUGCUGGGAGGGGGGGGGGGUUCAGCAGAGCUGAGUCCCUAUUCCAUUGUUGUCUUAGGGAUAUAUUUUCAUUGCAAGGGAAAUAAAUGUCAAUCUUAUUCCUCUGUAGUUACUUCCAAUGAAUAAAGAUUUUCAAAACUACAUUUCCCAAUGUAUAGUAACAUAUAGCAAACCAUAACUUACUGCUAACUUUGUUCUAGUUUAAAUUCACAAUGUGGAUUCCUCACAAUUGCAGCUUCACUUUCUUGACUCGCCCACCAUGCUCAAUAACAGUUGUUGCAGCUGCUUGCACACUGUUCUGCCCAAGAGGAUGAUAAUACCUCCCAUGUCCUCCAAAGAACAAUUGGAGAUCCCUUAUACUUCCAUUAUUCCAUCAGUGAGAUGCAACUGUGUUGAGCAUUAUUCUCAUUUUAAAGAUGGGAAUUGUAGUCUAAUACAUCUGAAGGGUUCCAGAUUAGGAAAAGUUGUCUUUUUCUCACUUUCCCUGCUACUCUUCCUAGUGCUGAUAAUUGUUAUUGUCUCUGCUGCACAGUUGCUGGUCAGCUGCAUGGCACCUUCUGGGUGUAGCGUGGGGAUGGGUGGGCAGUUGCUUGGAAAAAUUGGCAGAAUACACUGCCACCACUGCUCGGUGAAGGAUUUCCACAUCUUUCCAAAAUCUAUUUUAAUAAAGUUCUGUUUUACCAAUC